Molecule: messenger RNA, 1555 nt
Organism: Cucurbita maxima (winter squash)
Lineage: Eukaryota; Viridiplantae; Streptophyta; Magnoliopsida; Cucurbitales; Cucurbitaceae
Product: pre-mRNA-splicing factor 38-like
Exons: 6
Coding region: 136-1326 (396 amino acids)
Cellular component (GO): precatalytic spliceosome
Source: RefSeq, a predicted model, not a curated record
GCCACCUAAUUCGUGAGUCGCAAGACUCAUAUUGCCAUCCUCUCCCCGUCCGGCGACUGAAUUAGGGUUUCGAUCAAUCUUCUCCGUCGAUUUACCUGCACCAAUACCGAUUUCGCCGAUCUAUAGCUAGUGGUUAUGGCUAAUCGUACGGAUCCAGCUGCGAAAAGUAUAAGGGGAACGAACCCGCAGAACCUGGUGGAGAAAAUUCUUCGCUCGAAGAUCUACCAGAACACUUACUGGAAGGAGCAGUGUUUUGGUUUGACGGCGGAGACAUUGGUCGACAAGGCCAUGGAGCUUGACCAUCUCGGCGGUACACAUGGUGGCAACCGCAAGCCUACGCCGUUCAUGUGUCUCGUUAUGAAGAUGCUCCAGAUUCAGCCGGAGAAGGAAAUCGUUAUCGAGUUCAUCAAGAACGAAGACUACAAAUACGUUCGGGUUCUUGGUGCCUUUUACUUGCGUCUCACUGGGACUGAUGUUGAUGUGUAUCGCUACCUGGAGCCUCUGUACAAUGACUAUCGGAAACUGAGGAGACAAUUAGCUGAUGGAUGUUUUUCUUUAACUCACGUAGAUGAAGUCAUUGAUGAACUUCUGACUAAAGAUUAUUCGUGUGACAUUGCUCUUCCACGUGUCAAGAAAAGAUGGAACCUUGAAUCUACUGGUUCACUGCCCGCAAGGAAAAGUGCUUUAGAAGAUGACUUUGAGGAGGAGGAAGAAAAAGAGGACGUUGAGCCAAUUAAUGACGCUUUAGAAGAUGAGAUUCAUGAGAAGAAUUAUUAUCGGGGGAGAAGUCCUGUGCGGGAGAGAGAUAAAGACAGAAGGCGUGAUAGCCACAGACACAGGGACCGAGAUUAUGAUAGAGACCGGGAUUACGACAGAGACUAUGAUAGAGAUCGGGGACGUGGAAGGGAAAGAGACAGGGAUAGGGACAGGGACAGAGAUCGAGAUAGGGACAGGGAUAGGGGUAGGGAUAGGGACAGAGAUAGGGAUCGCUAUCGCCUAAGGGAUGAUAAGGAAUAUAGCAGAGAUCGAGACGGGGAAAGGGAAGGCAGGGAGCGGGAGAGGCGAGACAGAGAUCAUCAUGGUAGGAGGAGGAGCCAUUCAAGGAACCGAAGUAGGAGUAAGGAUCGGGAGGAUGGGGAAUACCGCAAGAGACAUGCCCGUUGCAGUGCCAGCCCGAGACGAAGGGAUGGGGCCGAGGAUAGAGACGAGCCAAAGAGGAAGAAAGAAAAGAAGGAGAAGAAAGAAGGUGGUGCAGGUGAGGAGGAUCCGGAGAUUGCUGAAUGGAAUAGAAUACGUGCUUCUCUUGGACUGGCACCUCUCAAGUAGAUCUUUCUUCAUCUAACAGUUUCAAUGAUCUGUGAGUAAAUUCUGCUUGUUAUAUACUCUUCAAUUUUAUGUAGCAUGAAGGUUCUGAUUUCUGUAUAAUAUGCUGCAGUUUUAUCCUUUGUUGAAUGUUACUAGAUACCACAUUUGAAAAUAUUGCAGUGCUGCCGCAGGUGAUCCUCCGCCCUCUUGUCCGAGGGCUAUAGAUUGUAGUCUGUUUCUAACUUUAAAA